UACUGGCAGACGCCACUAUAACAUCUCUGCUGCUCACAAUUGCUCAGUUGACUCCCUACUGUCAUUGAGAAAAACAAGUUGCAACUUGGAUUUUUAGCGUUCCAUCAUGUGUAAAGGACUUGCAACACUCCCUGCAACCUGCUUGAAAAGUGCUAAAGACAUCAAGCACAAAAUAAGCUUCUUACUGCAGAAACCUGAACCCCAUGCGGCAGAUCAGAAGGAGAUGAAGGAGAAAACUGUGACGACUGCAGCAAAGAGGGUUCCUGAUGCUGUGGAGGUGGAGAAAUGGAAGGAGUCUUUCAGCAACGUGAUGAGCUGUGAAAUGGGUCGUACGGUCUUUACCACCUUCUUGAAGUCAGAGUUCAGCCAGGAAAAUGUUGACUUCUGGAUUGUUUGUGAGGAGUUUAAGAAGAAUCCGCCUUCCAAGCUGGCAACCAAAGCCAGACAAAUCUACCAGCAAUAUCUCGAGGCAGAUGCUCCUAAAGAAGUAAACUUGGACGCAGCUACCAGAGAAAAAACAAGGCAGGAAAUCGAGAAUGGCAGCCCAUCCUGUUUUGACGAGGCUCAGAAGAUGAUCUACAUGUUGAUGGAAAAGGACUCCUACAGAAGGUUCCUUAAAUCCAAACUGAUUCAGGAUCUGUGUCAGAAAGAGAGGAUCACUAAUCAUGAAAAGAAAGGCUGUGACUGGGCUGACAGCAGACACGUCUUGGCUGGUGGGGCCUAAAGGCAGGGAUGACAUGAAGAUUAAAAGCAGGUGCCAAAGAUGGAAAGUGCAACUGAGAAAUAGACUGAGAAGAACAGAUAAUCUUUAACUUCUUUAACUUGCUGUUAUUUACAUGCAGAGUUUAACAGUCAUUUAUUCGAUAAAAAUUUAAUGUUUUCCAUCACUGAAUUCACAAUCCGCUGUCUUGUGGUUUUCUGAAUCAAAGAGGUUGAUAUGGACAGAUCUUACAUUGUAUUUCCAUGAAUGACACAGAUACAGCUUUAACAAACAUAUGUUCAGUGACAACAAUGGGGAAAAAACCUUCCCUUUCCCCUCCAAAUCAAAAGUCUUGUAACAGAAGGUCAGAAUCUAAAAAUGGAGAACAAGCCACCUACCUACAGACAGGAGCGGACUGAGGAGGAAAAGUGGCCCGACAGUUCCUGACAGACUGGCCCACUUUUAACUGCUAAGUUGAAAUUUUUAUGAAAAAUAUAGGCCUAUGAAUAUAUAAACACACACAUAGUUACAAUGCUAAUGUGAUGAUUAUUAUUCUCAGAUGGGCAAUAUAAUUGUAACAACAAUUAAUAUGUAUACAUAUUUAGCCUAUGAAGUAAACUAUAAUAAAGCCACAUAGUUUCUUGCCUUUCAACAACAACAGCUUCUUGAGCCUGGCAAAAUAGAGCAGAAGAAACACUGGAAAACAUCUGUAUUUUUACAACUACAUUUUUCACUAUAUGAGUAACCCCUGCAGCAAUUGACUCUUUUCUGCUACCCCAUCUAUGAUCUUAUCACUCUCCAGCAUCUUAAGUACAUCUGGCUUUCAGAGGUGGAAAGAGUAAAAAAAAAAAAUACUCCCGUAAAAAUACAGUUACUCAGAUAACAUUUUACUUAAAUAAAAGUUAUCAGUGUAAAAUCUUACUCAAAUAAAAGUAAAAAGUUCCUCAUUAAAAUUUUACCUUAAGUAAAAGUUACUUAGUUACUUUUUUAUGAGCAGAUGAAUGUCCCUAUUUUGUAUUUCAUAGCGAAAAAGAGGAGAUACUGGCCUUAAGCUGUUUUUUAUUAAAGGAGCACCUUUAUAAAUGAAAAUCCAACAGAAAUAUCCAACAUGCCGACAUAUGAAAUUAUGAAUUUGGGAGGUAUUACUUGUAAACAUACAUUCCCAAUUUUAUUUUGUCAGUUGCUGACUAUGGGUUAUCUGCAGCUGAUCAUCUCCCCCAUCUCAGCAUCCUUAUCUGUCAUACUAAAUCCUUCAAUACAUCUAUGAAGCUUCUCUGUGGUUUUCCUCUUCCAAAGAACCUGGCAGUUUUGAUCUUCAUUCAUCAUUUGUCCAAUAUGUACACUAUUCCUCAUAUCUGAUAUAUAUCAAUCAUAUCUUGACUACAAACUAAGCGACUGAUCCUCUGUUUUCAGCUUUAGCCAGUACGAAUUAUAAUCACAAGUACCAGAUAAAACUGAUAUUAUUUACAUUCAUUGUUAAAAUAAAUGCUUACACAAUCAUAGUCUUGAACAUAAACCAGAUACGGUUCACUUAUUGACUCCACUCCACAGUAUUUGCAUUUGCACCUGGUUAGCGCAAAUUAUGCUAUUUUUAGCUUUAGAUUAUGUUCAAUAACAACGUAAUUUAAAAAAAACAUUAGCACGUUAUCCAAUGUUUAUUCAAUGUUCAUGUGUGGUCUAAAAUUGUGUGCAAUUGAAUGUACAAAAUGAAAAUUUUAUUCUGUUUUUGAACCUGCCAAGACAUUUCUUUGCACUUUAGUUAUUUCACAUAUUUUCCUUUAGUCAAUUUUGACACUUGGAAAAAGAAAAAAGAAAAACAAUUUUGAAACAGCAAAAAUAGAAACAUUAAUCAUACCAUAUGGCAAUAUUACAAAUUAACUUAAUCUAAAAAGUAAGAACAAUAGUAAAUUGUCGUUCAAGACCCACUACUAAUCCCCCCCGAAAUGACCAUAAAGGCAACACAUGGCUACACUAACUGAACUUCCCUUCAAACAUAACGUGCUUACAUCAAAGGCUUAUUUUUCUUAUUAAAACAAAAAAGUGCAUGUCCCAUUAAACUCGAAUAUUUCCGAUACAGCUAAAAAGUCUUAAAAGUACUGCAUAAAUACGGGUUUUGUCACACAGUGGUGUUUGAGUACAACCUUUAAUAGUGGUCAAAAUUGCUCAUACAGAUUGAAAACGGAUACCAAAGAAAUCAACGUUGUCAACAAUGUCAGAAGAAAAUGGCAGAUAAUAUGUUUUUUACUAUCUCAAUUUCUGUAGCUAAUAGUUAAGAUUCCUUUUCAAGUGUCCCGUCAUAACGGACAAAAUCAUUAUGUUGGUAGCCGUUCACACACCAAACAGUAUUAUAGUUUUAGUGGUGGCAGUAUGCACAAUGUAAGAUGACACACCAUCAACAGAUGUACAAUUCAAGCUUUCCAUUUUUAGAAGCUCUUUUUAACUAUACAAUCAUUGUUCAUGAUAGCCUGUGUGGCAAUAAACGGAUGUUUCUAAUGCUUUUUCUCAUUGCUUUGCAAAAUCUCAAUCUGAAACUACCUAUUGGCUGUGCUGUAUGAACAUCCUGACAUGAUUUCUACAAUGUGAAAAUAGCAGCUUUGGCUAAGUUUAAUGGGAACUAUGAUCAUGCUUUAAUAUAAGAAAUAGUGCUGUUAUACUGCAUGUUAUGUACUACAUAAACAUUUAAAGUACUGAUUAAUUGUGAAUUGUUAUUUUUAUUAGGAUGUUUAAAACAUUCAUGUGUAAGUCAUGCUUUUCUGCUGAAAAUAUUAGUAGGUAACUUAAAGACUUCACUUUGACAGAAGAUGUUAGAGGGGCUUGCAGACAUGUCUGUUAAAUUAUCUAUGCUGUAAGUAACUGAAAAGCAAUUUAUUGUGUAUGUUGAGAUUAUUCAAUGAUGCUAUUGCCCUAUUUAUGUCAUGUCUUGUCAAAUUUAAAGGUGUGCUCCAGAACUUGUGAUGUUUUGUUGGUGGUGUAUUAAUCUGUUCAGAUGAACACUUUCUUUUAGUUGAAUGACAAUAAAGCCACUCAUUCAUUUUAUACACUCCAUUCCUAAUCCUAACCCAUACUGCAGUAUGUGUUAAUUGUGCAAAUUAAAGUAAUUUCUUGUAGUCACAAUA
This is a messenger RNA of Girardinichthys multiradiatus, 3816 nucleotides long. RefSeq names its product regulator of G protein signaling 4 (gene rgs4). NCBI's taxonomy places the organism in Eukaryota, Metazoa, Chordata, Actinopteri, Cyprinodontiformes, Goodeidae. The transcript has 5 exons. The coding region runs from base 107 to 724 and encodes 205 amino acids. The record is from RefSeq and is a predicted model, not a curated record.